AUGGUCCGACACCACAAGAGGAGUCUGAGUGAAAGUCCACAGCGGCAGGGUGAGGAGCAGGAGCAGGACCCGAAUGCGGAGGAGUCCCAGGCGGAGGGACGGACGCUCCGGGGCUGCUAUCACUACAGACGCAGGCACUGCUCCCGGAGGCGGCGGCUGUACAGGAGGCGGCGCUGCUCAUGCCGACGCCGCCGAAGACGCACCUGCAGGCGCCGGAGGCGCUGCAGAGGUUCGGCUCGUCCCAGCUGCCCUCUGGCAUCCCUGAUGCCUCCAGGCCCCGGCACAGGAGGGUAG
Molecule: messenger RNA, 294 nt
Organism: Artibeus jamaicensis (Jamaican fruit-eating bat)
Lineage: Eukaryota; Metazoa; Chordata; Mammalia; Chiroptera; Phyllostomidae
Gene: PRM2
Product: protamine 2
Exons: 1
Coding region: 1-294 (97 amino acids)
Biological process (GO): nucleus organization; chromosome organization; spermatid development
Cellular component (GO): nucleus
Molecular function (GO): DNA binding
Source: RefSeq, a predicted model, not a curated record